GCGGUUCCGGGUCGUGGCGCGGCUCCGGGUAACAGGGCUGGUGUUGCCGGCCGGCGGCGGCGGCGGGGAACGGCGGGGUCAUGAGGGCGAGUUUGGGGAGCGGCAGUCGAGCCGGCCGGUAGAAGCGCUGGUCCCCGAGGACUUCGUGGGCGCAGGGUUCGGUGCAGGGGCCGGGGGGCGUGGGAAAGCCGGGCCUCCCUCAGGGGAGUGUGGAAGCGGCUUCAGGUAAAGGUUGCCCUAGCCGCCGCCCGCCGCCCCUCGCCCGCGGGACCCUGUGGUCCCUCAGCACCCCGCUGCCCGCGCUGCCCCGCGACCGCCCGCCCGGGCCGUGCUCGGUGGCCUGGGAGCGUGCGAACCUGACAGCUGGGUGUGUGACUUAGGUAGGUGAGCCUGUGAAACAGAAUGAAGAGGAGAAAAUAGCCUUUUAAAGAACCUGGCCCACAGAAAGGAUGGCCUUCUUGGACAAUCCAACUAUCAUUCUAGCUCAUAUUCGACAGUCACACGUGACCAGUGAUGACACAGGAAUGUGUGAGAUGGUUCUCAUUGAUCAUGAUGUUGACCUAGAGAAGACUCAUCCUCCUUCUGUGCCUGGAGACAGUGGGUCAGAAGUUCAGGGGAGCAGUGGUGAGACUCAGGGCUACGUGUAUGCCCAGUCUGUCGAUAUUACCUCAAGCUGGGACUUUGGUAUUAGAAGACGCUCAAACACAGCUCAAAGAUUAGAACGACUCCGCAAAGAGAGACAAAACCAGAUCAAAUGCAAAAAUAUUCAGUGGAAAGAAAGAAAUUCUAAGCAAUCAGCCCAGGAGUUAAGAUCACUGUUUGAAAAAAAAUCCCUCAAAGAGAAGCCUCCAAGUUUGGGCAAGCAGUCCAUAUUGUCUGUACGCCUGGAGCAGUGCCCUUUGCAGCUGAAUAACCCCUUUAAUGAGUAUUCCAAGUUUGAUGGCAAGGUAAGUUUAAAAUAAAGAGGUGUCUCUUUA
Messenger RNA from Cricetulus griseus (Chinese hamster), 977 nucleotides. Lineage: Eukaryota; Metazoa; Chordata; Mammalia; Rodentia; Cricetidae. The record is from RefSeq and is a predicted model, not a curated record.